GCUUUGGUCCAGCUAUGGUCAAAUUGUUUGUGGGAAAUCUUGCUGACACAGUUGACUCCACCAAGCUCAAGCAGGUCUUCCAACAAUUCACGAAAGUCACAGAGUGUGAUGUGGUCAAGAACUAUGCCUUUGUGCAUAUCGAUGACGAUGACGUUCAAUCGAUUAUAUCGAGACUAAAUGGCUACAAUCUUGAAGGAAAGGCUAUACAUAUACAAUUAUCAACGUCCAAGCUGCGAUCACAACCGGGUAUGUCGAAUCAGUGUUUUCGCUGUGGAUCUACAGAGCAUAAAACCCCGCAAUGUCCUCAGGAUCCUAACAAUCAAGUCACACAGACGAUCAAAAUUGAUUUGACGGGUGCUGUCAAACGUCCUGGAGGAGCUAUUGAUGGGCCAGAUGCAAAACGCCCUUUGCAAAUCGUCAGCGUAAUCGACGAGGAGAUUCCAAGACCGCCGGAACCCGAGCUGCAACAGUUGUAUGAGGAAUACAAUUUGUCGCGGCAACGAUACACCUAUUAUCGUGAGCGUCUGCAGAAGGAGAUUCAAGCGAAACGAAACGGAGUUCCGGGAGCCAGCUACAUCUCCCCAUUUGCUUCGACACUGAGCACUUCAACUACACAGCUUUCCUCGGCAGCUGUCCCCUACGUAGCCCCGCAGCAAUACACUCAACCCGCAGUGGUGGGCGGAAGUCAUCCUUAUUCAUUGAAGGCUCCUUAUGCAGCAGCAGCAGCUCCGCCUGUUCAACAAGUUGCGGCCGUGCCGCAGGUUGUUCCGCAGCAAACCACCUAUAUAACCCCACAACCCACAAUGUACGCUACGCAAACAGCCGUACCGCAGCAAGUGGUUGGAGUACCACAGCAACCCACUCCUGUAGCCGUACCGUAUGCACAGACAAUCCAGCAGCAGACCCCUGCAAUCGGCGUUCAGUCUUCAGCACCAAUGACCACACAGCAAUACCUGCAAACAGUUGGAUUACAACAGGCACAACAUCAGCAGCAAGGCACAACACUUGGAAUGACACAGCCACAGCAGACAACUUUGAAUGCACCAUACGCCGGAAUGAGCACAACCAAUCAGUGGAUGCAGCAGCAACAGCCGGCUCAGCAGAUGCUGGGUGUUCAGCGUUCGCAGUCUGUUGUUCCUCAACAGCAGACUUACCAAAGCAGUGGUUUAGUGAAGUUGAAUCUGGUCUAGCAGAUCUCAUCACUUUCAAAUCUCUUAUUUUUGCAAGUUUGUUCCUAUCUCAUCUAUUUCCUAACGCAUUUUAUAUUCUUUUUUCUUCAACUGAGUUGAAGUUAAUCUGUCAGUCACCAUUUUGUACAAACUUUCUGCACAUCUUUGUUUGGAUUCGAGCGCAAAAGCACAUUGCACCAUAUUGUGAUGUUUCUUCGAAAAUUUCGAGGUUAUAUUUGCAAUUUUUUUUCCAAAGAUCUUUUCCCAUUGAAUAAAAUAUAUAGAC
Molecule: messenger RNA, 1455 nt
Organism: Cylicocyclus nassatus
Lineage: Eukaryota; Metazoa; Nematoda; Chromadorea; Rhabditida; Strongylidae
Source: the annotation of a GenBank genome assembly